Messenger RNA from Trichoderma virens Gv29-8, 822 nucleotides. RefSeq lists its product as uncharacterized. Lineage: Eukaryota; Fungi; Ascomycota; Sordariomycetes; Hypocreales; Hypocreaceae. The transcript has 5 exons. The record is from RefSeq and is a predicted model, not a curated record. The coding region runs from base 1 to 822 and encodes 273 amino acids.
AUGACAGCUGUAACAGAUGAUUAUGUCCUCGGACGGGACCUAUAUGGCUCAAUAAGAUUGGAAGCCCAGCACCUCCUCUUUAGGAUGCACAAUGGGUACGCAUUGAAUCCAAAAAUGCCUAUCUCUUCAAAUAUGAAAAUUGCCGAGAUAGGUACAGGAACAGGAAUCUGGCUUCAAGACAUUGCAUCGCAAUUGCCAGAAACUAUACAGCUGCAUGGGUAUGAUGUGUCAGCAAGUCAAUUUCCUCCUACAUCCCUGUGCCCGCCAAACCUGACCUUUACCACUCUUGACGCAUUUGGCGAUGUUCCUGCCCAUCUUGUCGAGACAUAUGAUGUCGUCCACCUGCGGUUUUGGUGCGCCAUAAUUAGAGGAAACGACCCGAGUGCUCUCAUUCGCCAUGCUUCAAGACUGCUGAAGCCGGGUGGCUAUUUGCAGUGGGAAGACGCAGACAUGGGAAAUCCGGUCAUGCUAGGGGACGUGGCAGUGGCCUUUCAUGACCUUGGCAUGUCGAUUCUCAAGAGCUUCAAUGUCUCGUUAGACUGGAUUGGGGACAUUCCAAAGCUUGUCCGGGACCAUGGAUUAAACGUUGUUGAUAGUGCAACCGGUUCUUUCCAUUCUACUCUGGUACCCCUUGCAAUCAGGACAUAUUUAGCCGGUUGGGCUGAGCUUUUCCAAUUAGUAGGCAAAACCAAAAAUGUAUCCCUCCCAACAGAGACCGAGUGCCAAAGUGUUUUAAUUGCGCUAGACACAGGAGUUAAGAACGGGGCGCUGUAUUAUUGGCUACCUGUGAAUCUUCUUGCUCAAAAGCCUAGUACUAGAUAG